This is a messenger RNA of Zootoca vivipara (common lizard), 2130 nucleotides long. The record is from RefSeq and is a predicted model, not a curated record. Lineage: Eukaryota; Metazoa; Chordata; Lepidosauria; Squamata; Lacertidae.
AUGGAGCCCCUGCUGAAGCGCUUCCAACAGGUGUUUGCUAUCCUUUUUGCUAUUUAUGAGAUCAACGAGAAUCCAAAACUCUUACCCAAUGUUACCUUGGGGUUCCACAUCUAUGACAAUUUCAACGUUGAAAUGAUGAGCUUUGAUAUCAUCCUGAGGCUUUUGUCUUCACAAAAAGAAAGUUUCCCUAAUUUCAAGUGUGGGAAGAAACCUCAGAUUUCAGCAAUUGUCGGAGGGUUAGGAUCCGACACUUCCAUGCAGAUAGCCACCAUCUUAGGCCUUUAUAAGAUUCCCCAGCUCAGUUACAGUUCAGUUCACCCAGCACUAAAGGAUAAACCUCAGUUCCCUUUUUUAUACCAAAUGGUUCCAAAUGAAGUCUCUCAGGACGAAGGAAUAGUGCACUUGAUAAGGUAUUUUGGAUGGACAUGGGUUGGACUCAUUGUCUCCGAUGAUGACAAUGGAGCUGAGUUUGCACUACGCUUGAAAUCAGUGUUCAGUAGGAAUUACAUCUGCAUAGCUUUCACAGAAAAGGCACCACAAGUCGCUUUCAGUGGAAUGGAUGAAUAUGGAUAUAAGUUUUAUUAUAAAAAAGAGGAUUUGUUUGCCCUUAGCAUGACCACAGCCAAUGUUAUCAUUGCAUAUGGAGACACUUAUGCCAUGCAAGUUUUUCAGUUAACGUUAUAUCUACAUCAACCAUUCAAGAAGACACCCUUAGAGAAAGUUUGGAUCAUCCCAGCUCAGUGGGACUUGACCUCAACCUUUUUUCUUAAAGAGUGGGAUUUCAAAAUCUUCCAUGGUUCCUUGUCCAUGGCAAUCCAUAGGCAGCAGGUACCAGGAUUCUGGAGCUUUCUCCAGAACUUCAAUCCUUACCAGCACCAAAAUGACCUUUUUAUCCAACAACUCUGUGCUGGAGAUGAAAUAUAUUUCAAUGAAAACUUGGAAUCAUCCAUUGGAUAUGAUAUUCUUAACAUGGUUACUUUCCCCAACAAUUCUUUCACCAAAGUAGAAGUUGGAACAGUAGUUUCUCAUGCUUCCUCAGAUCAAAGAGUUUACAUGAAGGAACGUGACAUUAUAUGGCCCAACAAAUUCAACCUGACAGUACCCCAUUCUUUAUGUAGUGAAAUAUGCCAUCUUGGAUAUCACAGAAAAGUCCGUGAAGGAGAACAGUCUUGCUGCUAUGAUUGUUUCAAAUGUGCAGAUGGGACAAUUUCAAACCAAGUAGAUGCAGAUAAGUGUGAAAAAUGUCCGGAAGAUGAACAUCCAAACAACAAUAAAAACAGAUGUAUUUCUAAAGUCAUAACUUGUCUAGUCUAUGAUGACAUUUUAGGAAUCAAUUUGGCUUCUGUGGCAGUCUCUUUUGCACUGUUCACAGCUCUGGUGCUUGGAACCUUCAUCAAACACCAGAAUACCCCCAUUGUCAAAGCCAACAAUCGGGACCUUACCUACCUUCUGCUGAUCUCCCUUUUGCUCUGCUUCCUUUGCUCCUUGCUGUUCAUUGGACGACCCAGCAAGGUGACCUGCCUUCUUCGACAAGCUACCUUUGGAAACAUAUUCUCUCUUGCACUUUCCUGUGUCCUGGCUAAGACCAUCAUUGUGGUUGUGGCAUUUAUGGCCACGAGGCCUGGAAGCAAGAUGAGGAAAUGGGUGGGCAAAAGACUAUCCAACUAUUUUAUCCUUUUUGGCUCUCUUGUUCAAGUUGGCAUCUGUUCUUUCUGGCUCUUCACUUCUCCCCCAUUCCCGGACCUCGAUAUGAUCACACAGCCUGAGGAGAUUGUGUUGCAAUGUAAUGAAGGCUCAGAUGCCAUGUUUUACACGGUCCUGGGUUACAUGGGCUUUCAGGCCAGUGUCAGCUUCACGGUGGCCUUCCUAGCCAGGAAACUGCCUGACAGUUUCAAUGAAGCCAAGUUUAUCACCUUCAGCAUGUUGGUCUUCUGCAGUGUCUGGAUUUCUUUCAUUCCAGCCUAUCUAAGUACCAAAGGCAAAUACAUGGUGGCUGUGGAGAUCUUCUCCAUUCUGGCCUCAAGUGCUGGGUUGCUGGGUUGCAUAUUUCUCCCUAAAAUGUAUAUCAUUAUUUUGAAGCCAGAAAUGAACACUAGGGACCAAUUCUUUAGGAAAAAAGAAUUUCAUUAG